Molecule: messenger RNA, 1649 nt
Organism: Triplophysa dalaica
Lineage: Eukaryota; Metazoa; Chordata; Actinopteri; Cypriniformes; Nemacheilidae
Gene: lhx3
Product: LIM homeobox 3
Exons: 6
Coding region: 1-1227 (408 amino acids)
Biological process (GO): regulation of transcription by RNA polymerase II; neuron differentiation
Cellular component (GO): nucleus
Molecular function (GO): RNA polymerase II transcription regulatory region sequence-specific DNA binding; DNA-binding transcription factor activity, RNA polymerase II-specific
Source: RefSeq, a predicted model, not a curated record
AUGGAGCAGAAUAAGGCGCGACAUUCGCCAAAGGAGUCGCCAUCUCAUCACACAGAGAUGCUGCUGGCGUUACUGACGCACAGAGAGGAGUUACGGAAAGAUAUUCCUGUUUGCGCGGGUUGUAACCAGCACAUAGUGGAUCGGUUCAUCUUGAAGGUUCUGGAUCGACACUGGCACAGUAAAUGCUUGAAGUGCAGCGACUGUCAGUCUCAGCUCGCCGAGAAAUGCUUCAGUCGAGGAGACAGUGUGUACUGCAAAGAUGACUUCUUCAAGAGAUUCGGGACAAAGUGCGCCGCGUGCCAGCAGGGCAUCCCACCCACGCAGGUGGUCCGGAGGGCGCAAGACUUCGUGUAUCACCUGCACUGUUUCGCGUGUGUCGUGUGUAAAAGACAGCUGGCCACAGGUGACGAGUACUACCUGAUGGAGGACAGUCGACUGGUGUGCAAGGGGGAUUACGAGACCGCCAAACAGAGAGAGGCGGAUUCGACGGCGAAACGACCCCGCACGACAAUCACCGCCAAACAGUUAGAAACACUGAAGAACGCGUAUAAUAACUCACCGAAACCCGCGCGACAUGUGCGCGAGCAGCUGUCGUCAGAGACCGGCCUCGACAUGCGGGUGGUGCAGGUCUGGUUUCAGAACAGACGGGCAAAAGAAAAGCGUUUGAAGAAAGAUGCAGGACGUCAGAGAUGGGGUCAGUAUUUCAGGAACAUGAAGAGGUCACGUGGAGGCUCAAAAUCUGAUAAAGACAGCACGCAGGAGGACGGGAUGGACAGUGAUGCUGAAGUCUCCUUCACAGAUGAAGCACCGAUGUCCGAGCUCGGCCACUCCAACGGCCUUUACAGCAGUCUGAGCGAGAGUUCACCGGCUCUGAGCCGUCAGGGCGGAGGUCACGGUCAGUUCCCACUGGAUCACGGCGGCAUGCUUCCAUCCCAGGAUCAGUACCAUGACAUCCAGGCCAGCAGUCCCUACAGCCUUCCUCAGUCUCCGGGCUCGCUGCAGGCUCUUCCCCGACACCAGCCGCUCAUCUCCAGCCUGGUCUACCCCGAAUCAGGCCUGCCCAUGGUGGGACAGAGCGGAGGGCAGAACAUGACUCCGGGCGUUCGUAUGAUGGUCAGCGGCAACGGUCCCAGCUCAGAUUUGUCCACGGGAAGCAGCGGCGGCUAUCCGGACUUCCCUGCGAGCCCGGCGUCCUGGUUGGAUGAGGUCGACCAUGCCCAGUUCUGAAGACAAUAUGAGUGGAUUAAUAACUCUACGAUUGGGUCCGGUGAUCUGCUUUUUUCAUCCUUGGGAUGGAAUGGACAGCAGAGUCGGACUUUCGGUUCCAGAUGAGCUAAAGGACACAACAGUAUGGAAAACUUGGGCUCUUCACAAGCGAACGCCAUACGCCAGCAUCACUUCGACACUGUCCGGAUACAGUGCACCGACUGUACCAGCAAACAUCACUUCUCAUGGCUGUUAUUGGUGUUUAAAUGUGAUCUCACAGGUUUUGGUCAAAGCGUCUGGUCGUUGCCAAAUGUCUAUAUGCAUUAUAUAACAUGUUAUCAAUGUGUUGUCUUUAUUUUUAUACGACCCCCUCGGACGAUAUGGGAAACGCGGAUGUGUUCUGCAACAGGGAUAGACAAGUUGUAGUUGUUGUUUCUCUAUUG